This is a messenger RNA of Anopheles aquasalis, 1024 nucleotides long. RefSeq names its product transmembrane protein 177. Lineage: Eukaryota; Metazoa; Arthropoda; Insecta; Diptera; Culicidae. The record is from RefSeq and is a predicted model, not a curated record. Gene Ontology annotation, cellular component: membrane.
ACAACAACACGCAUAGAAUCAUGAAACCGCCUCGGAAAAUUCCCUUUUUCCUCACGGAAACGGGCCGGAAUGUGGUUUUCUAUGGUUCUACGGCCGUCGCCAUAGGUCUGUUCACCGGGCACUACUGCCCGCAGACAAUCUGCAUUUCGUACUACAAAGAUUUCAUCCAGGCGUACAGAGAUGGCGAAGAGCGUAAACUGUCCGAGAAGCUGCAACAGCGCUACCAGCGAGCAAUCAGUCUGCUAAAUCUAAAUGAGUUCGAGAAGAAGUACAUCAAACCGUUCGUCGUGUACGGGUUCGAUGUGUUCAACGUGGGCUCGUUCAAAUCACGGUUCGGAGGGUUCGUCGGUAUCCCAACCAACUUUGAGUACGAUAGCGUCGACCAGAUCGAUCGUACCGAUAUCAAGAUCCGUAAUCAGCCGAUCGACUGGCAAUCGGAGGGUGGCAAAACGCUCGAACAAGCCCUGGUGCUAACGGAGGAUGAGCAAGUGUUUGGAAUCGCGCGCGAAAUGCUCACGAUGCGAACCCAUAAACCGCUCAUACAGGCCAUCAUACCGACGGUGACGUGGAUCUUCACGUACAGCCUCGGUUCGCAGCUGAACGAACGAUGCAACUUCUUCGCCCGACCACGCAGUCUCCGCUUCGCCCUCUACACCAUCUGUGGCCUGUUUGGAUUCGGUCUUUACUCUUUCUCCACGGAUAUGACAGAAAUCUACUAUGAAACGGACGUGGAUAAGCAGAUGGCACGCCUUGGGCCGGAUGUGGUUGAUGCGGGCGCCCGGUUUUACGAUAAGGUGCUGAAGAAGAACAUUGCCAUCCGGCAGCUGACGGGCGAUGACUACUACACGGUCAAGGGCAACGUAAACUAUCUGCUCCGCCAGAAAUCGGCCCCGUUAACACUGCGGAAGGAAUUCUUCCAAAAGGGCUAUAAGGACUUUGUUGGCGAGGCGAACGAAGACGAGAGCCAAAGUGUGAUGUGAUGGUGGAAAGAAUAAAAACAAGAAAAUGUUAGUCUCAAACCGUA